GUUUGUGUUAGGUUUCUGUCGUGCCGGUGCGUCGAGCAACCCGUGCUCGUAAAAUUUUCACGUUGGCGAAAAAAGGCGUGACUGCUGUGGUUGUGUAGACUUGCGCGCAAGUCAGCUGUGGCGCCUUCGAACCGAUGUAUCCUGGCCUCAAGCAACCGGACGGAAUUUCCUGACCACCCGCCCGCUUCGCACGCGCUGGAAGGAUGAGCGGCUGAGGGUUGGCCGCCGCGACGUGCCUAAUUGGGGAAGAGACACACAUCACUCGGUGCCCUGGAGCUGAGAGCUGGCGUCAGGCGGCGAGCGCCUGCGGAUGCAGCCUUAUGCGGGCCAAGAGCUUCCUCCUGUUGCUGGCCUGCAUUGUGGUGACCAGCACCCUCAUCUGCCUCUAUGGGGACCCAAAACCCGCCCUGGACGGGCUCGUCUCAGAGACCCACCGGCAGCUCACCAAUCUCAAAAACCUCAAGGUUGUUCCUGAGCAGCGUGAUCCCCAGGAGCUCGAGCGCUACCUGCUGCACCUGGGGUUGUCUCCGGCCACGUCUUCAGAGAGUGGUCCUUCCCCAGCUGCCCUGCUGGCAAACGAGAGCGGGCCGCUGCCACCCAUCGUUGGCACCGCCAUGGGUGUCGACCAGCUUGGCCGGCUGCCGGGCUUCCUAGAGGCUUGCCAGACACACUUCCCCGACCACUCAGUGGUCGUCUACGGUCUGGACUUUGGACCAGCUGAGCUGCUUGCGGCACAAAACAUGUGUAACUCUAGUAACUGCACCUUGCGCACACUCAACUUCGACUUCUAUCCAGCCCACGUGAGCAACCUCAAAAUUUAUGCCUAUCGGCCCAUUAUAAUUCAGGAGUUGGUUCGAGAGUCCGGCGGUGUGCUGUGGGUGGAGCCAGACUACCAGUUGACCAGCGCACCCGACCCGCGCCGUGUGGUCGGCCGGGCGCUGCGCGAGGGCCUGGCCGCGCCCUGGUCCUCCCAGCCGCAACCCACAUCUGCCCUCACCCACCUGGGCAUGUUUGAGUUCCUUAGGGCGCCCCGCGAGCACUUCUUCUUCCAGCGCAUGGUCGAUCCCUCCGUGCUUCUCCUGUUCGACUCGCCGCAGGUGCGGGGUCGUCUGAUGCUGCCGUGGGUGCGGUGUGCCCUGGUGGCCGACUGCAUCACCCCCGUGGGGGCCCAGAGUACGGGCUGUCGCUUUGAUAAGAAACCCCUGUACCGGUACUCGGGUUGCCAUAGGUACGACGUAUCAGCUCUCAACAUUAUUUUGGGCCUGCUCUACGAGAACAACCGGCAGCCAUACGUCUUUCAAGACGAGGACCACUUCUUCCGGAGGAUUGUGGACGGCAGCGACGGGCCGUUGUUGGGACAGCCUGAGGCGAACAGCACAGUCAACCGCUCGACCACCCGAUGAUGGUAGUGCCCUGGUCCUCCAGACACCGAACAAUAAGGCGUGCCUCACCGCUUCCAUCACUGCCGUGACAGAUUGCGGCCAUUUGCAAGUCCUCCAUCGCCUAUUACGCGCAAGUGCUGUUGGUCGGCUUUUUAGCCGGCCCUGAUUUUGGCCCCUUUGAGCUGUUUCUUCCAUAUUGCCGAGGCCCUGUAAAAAAUUGCCCGCUAGUGCAUUGGGAUCCUAAAUUCUACGAAGACGCAUAGUUGUCCAUCUGGGUACGGCCUGGCAUUGAAAGAAGAGUAGCUUUCUAGGGCACAAAAGAACGAAGGAGCGGAUGGACCUGUCUUCACGCCCAUCCCCCCAUCCUGCAUUCUUUUGAGCGCUGAAAAGCUGGUACAGUUUACAACAUGCUCAAGCAUGUGCAAGUUUGUAAAGAAGCAUGGUGUCUUCUGCAUCUUGCUUUGCUCUCCACAUCAAUUGUAAAAUCUUGAGCGGCGAUUGAACAGUGUUUCACUGGUGAAAUUUCAUUUAUUCUCUAAUGGCUUCCUUUGUCAGCAUGAGCAGGAGCUGCUUGAUGGCUUUAAGGCAAACUUGCAACGAUAGUUCUGCAUGCGUUCUUUUUUUUUUUUUAAUUUGCUGUCGUUGUAUCUUUGUAUUGUCGGGAAACCUGUGGCUGCUGCUUGCGAUGACCUGCAGCCUGUAGGGAAACCUGCAGGGAGACCUCCAAUGACCAGACAGCCGUGCGCUGCCCAAAUUUUGCGAAUGAGAAUUUCGAAAUUUCUCUCUGAAAACCCAGUCUUGUUAUCGAUUUCGGAAACAUCGAAAGCAUAUGUGAGAAUGAACUGUGUUUCAAAACACAAUUUGAGUUGGGGUCAAAGUUUCUACAAUUCAGUUGCGACUCUUGCUUAGAUUUUCUAGCUUGGUUCGGUGAGGCAGAUUUGCGAGCUGCUGUGCUUGGUGCUGUGCGAGCAUAUGUGGUGAUGGGCACAUUUGCCACGGCCCAAAUUUUUAUUGUAUGUUGUGUUUUGCUUUUUUUAAACAUACUCAGAACAACAUGCCAAGCACGGACAAUAUGCUGCAUUUGCGCUGUAAGCUGUGCCGUGAAUCUGGUGGUGUGUAGUGUGUUUUUUUUUUUUCAUGUUUUAAAGUUUGAACACGCAGUUGUUAUUGUUAAAAAAAAAACGAUUUUUUUUCCUUUCUAUCUGUGUGCCAAUGUUGAAAGUUGCAUGCAGUGGCUGCCGCCGGAUUGUGUCGGAGCUGAUUGCGUAUUUACGUUACCAGAGCUUAUCUAUCGUUGCACAAUGGUUGUGCCUUUUUCCAAACCGGAAAUGACGUCCAUCAGAAGCUCUGGAAAGAAGGCGCGGCGGAGAAGUUACAGAAAACCUUACGGAGAACCACUUUUAUUAACUAUGAUUUUAAAAGUUUGCAGCUAACUAGGUUCUUGCCGAGUGCAACCAGAUUGGUUGCAUACCUGGGUGAGUCUUUCAGAACAACCACUUCAUUCAUUGUUUCGAUCAACGUGACGUCGUACAACGAUAUUGAGCGUGAUUUGUUGCAAAUCUUAUUGCUGGUGACUGGGUGUAGAAUAGUUGCCUUUGUCAGUUAUACACCCAUGCACCUCUCAACUUCUGCUAUGUGAACCUUUGAUUUUAUGAGGAGCAGAACAGCCAACUUGCAGAGGCCUCUAGGAAUCCUCGCUUGUUGGAAAUUUUGUUCUUUUUUUUCUUUUCAGUCCGACGAUCAAAGCGGAGUCAACAAGCAAUUCAGAGCUUUGUUCAAUAAUCCAGAGGGAGGGUUCAAAGAAAAAGCCUGGCUACUGACAUUGUUGCAGCAGCAGGUCUUCUUUCUGUAUAUUAGCAAAAAAAAAUGUAUCACCACUCUAGUUUACACACAUGUAUAGGUUGUUUGCACACGCAUUUCUCGCGUUUGAGCCAUAUGUUUGUUUUAGCAACCUGCUGGAAAUCAGUGCCAGGCUAGUCAGUGCAGUCUUUGUGAUUGCACGAGAUACGCACCAUCUUGCCUCCCAUUUUUCAGUGUCCUCCACUACUGUCUUUAAAUAUUUUUUUUCUUUUGUGUCUCGUGUCCCUCCUUAGAUGUGUCCAUUUUGUAUUUAUUUGUCGCUGUUUUCUCCCACCGUGUGAGACCCGGGCUUGAAUUCUGGAACCAUUUCUCAUUAAUACAUUGUAAACAAGUUGGUACGGAUUGAUUGUUAUGAAGUAGUGCAACGCAAUAAGAUGAAAGGUUGUGUUCGAGCGUUUCCAGUAUUUUGUCUUAUUCCGUCAAGUUGUUUCUUAAUAACGAUAAAACACCUGUCCAGCCAGAUCGGCAGAUUUUCUAAAAAGUGAAUGAGCCUCAGCUAUUGUCGCAUUUGCACGGUGGCUAACAGGAACAUCUGGAAUUAUUACAGAUAAACAUUGGUUCCGGGAGUUUACGUGAAAUCCGAGAUGGUAAAAAAGGAGAGGGAUCGUUCCAGAAUUCAGCCCUUGCAUCGGCACUUGCUGCUGCAAGCUUUUGUCGCUUGUGCACGCACAUUUCAUUCUGUAUGUUGAACAAACAGAUCACAUUUUUAAAGUUUCGUUUAUGCAGAUGAUUACAAGAGUUUUAUGUAGUAUAGCCUACGUUGUGUUCAUUCAAGGUCCUCACAUCCCCUUUCUCUCCCAGAUAUUGCUUUUCUUUCUUUCUUAUUUAGGAAAUAAGUGCAUGUUAAAUGUAGCAAUACCCAAGUGGUGGCACAUGUGUGCGCUGCUUCUUAAGUGAGUUUGGUCAGUGGUUAUAAAGUUUACAGUCACCUCUUCUCCCUUUAAAUGCUGCAGAAGUGUGCAGUGUUUUGACUUAGCAUUCCAAUUCAUUUGUUUGAAUUAGCUCUGGCUUGCAAGCGAAAGCUGCAACUGCUUGCUUCCUGUACAGCGGAAUCUUCCAAAAGCCUGUACCGACUACCAUCGUUCGUGCGAGCACUGUUGUGCAAGUGUUUAGGGUGCUUAUUUGACGUUUGAAGCAUUCUUUUAAUAACGGCGUUGCUUCAAAUAGGUUUUCCUAGUUUACCUUCGAAACUACCACUUAGAAUGCACACCUGUUUUGGGUGUGUUGAACCAACAAGCGGGCAUUGUUGUUGCGAAGUUUGUGAGAUGGUAUACUAAUUGAUUUGUACUUUUGUAUUCCUGAGUGAUUGUUAUUGUGGUUAAACAAGUACGAAAGAGAAUUCGUGUGUGGGGCUGUUUUUGUGAAUCGCGCCAGUACAACAGAAAAACAAGCGCUCUUAUUGCAAGAGCGAGUUCCGUAAAACAGCGAAGAUUUAGAAAGAAGAAAAAGUAGCGGCGGUGUGUCCUAAGGCUUUUGCACCAGUUCACCAUGGUCCACUAGAUUUUGACAGCAUCUGCUGGGGAACAUGGCCCUCAUAGCACAAUCUAAGAUGAUAGUAAUCUAAAAUGACAGUAACAAUCUAAGAUGAUAGUUGACAAGACUAAACUAACUGGACAUUCUUAAGAAUGCCCCUCCUCUGACAAAGUGCUACGAGGACAAAAAAAAAUAUCUCUUUUAUCUCAGCUGCAGUAUCACAGUAACGAAAUAUGACUUAGUUUCACAGUGUUAAUCAACCUUGGUAGGCUAAAAUAAACUUGAUUUCAUCUCUGUUGGAGUUUGCAAGCAGUUGCCGCUUGAGGAACACACGAGUUGCCCGUUCUAAAGGUUCCCCUCCCCUCCCCACUAAAAGGCUAUAGGACGAAUUUGUGUCAACCACUAAAAUGUCCACUACUGGUGGGGGGCAUAUAUUCCUCUUUAGUCAGCAAUGCAAGCUACGUCUGUGAUCUUGGUUGCACUUUUUAUUCUUCGAUUUUCUUUUUUUUCUUUUCAUCAUGUGUCCUAAUAUGCUGAAUUUUUCUUUUGGUUGUUUUCAUAGUCGUUCUAAGCAAUAUGAGGUCUUGCACAGACAGUUAAUUACAAGCCAUUAUAUAGAAAGCUGAACACGAAAGUUGCACGGUAUGUCGGGUGUUGUCGGCAGUUGCAGAUGUCCUGCACUCAGUGUGUUGGUUAUCAUUAAGUGAAUUAACUAAAUAUGACAGCUUCUCGUGAAAAUACUGUGUUUGAAGUGCUAGAUAAUCUUGGUUUUUGCAAUGACCUGAUUUCCGUGAAUAGUUAAAAACUUGACAAACACUAGUCAGCAUUAAAUCGCAUCCUUACAUCCAUCCAGUUAUUGCAGUACAUAUUAUGAAAUGUGGUAGCCCGUGAUAAGUUCUGAAGCUUGAGAUUAGGUCAUGAAAAUUAGACUUUCAAACGAAAAAUUUGUUCCAUUAAGAGUCGAUAAAUUUAGUUUCCGAACAGCAGUUACAUUCUACAAAAAAAGAGGACUGUCAAGACUGCCCGAGGCAGAAUAAACACUUGAGCUUAGAACACGGCAUUGCACAACGUGUGAAGUAUCCCAUGCUUGCAUAAGGACGGGUUGUGUGCCCAGCCAAGUCGAAGAACAAGCUGCACCACUGUUUUUGUUGGACAGGCUCACUUGAGCGCUACCAAAGGAUAGUUUAUAGUGCAUCAAGAGCUAUCUAUGCAUGUGAGUUUUGUGUACUGUGAUGCUUGGCUGGGCCUGCACGUUAGCCCCAACAAAGUGUCUUGAACAGUUACCGACAAGGCUCGAAUGAGUGGCUACAUUGUUGCUCUGCGGUUCUUUGACUGCACCGGAUGCAGUAUGCACAAGACAAUGACGAGCUAGGCUUUUAUACUCACACAGACGUCUUUUUGGAUAGAAUGUGCGCGGCAGACCUUUUUUCUUUAAUAAAGAUUUUUUUAAAACUCAA
Messenger RNA from Rhipicephalus microplus (southern cattle tick), 6172 nucleotides. RefSeq lists its product as uncharacterized. Lineage: Eukaryota; Metazoa; Arthropoda; Arachnida; Ixodida; Ixodidae. The record is from RefSeq and is a predicted model, not a curated record.